AUGAUAGCAGCGGGACAACAAACGGCGGCGGCGUUUAGUGCGAAGGUGAACCAGAUUUCGCAGCAGGUGUUUCGAAUCUCAUCAAAUGUGUCUUCAAUACAACGGUUUGUUGGAUUUCUUGGCACGAACAAGGAUACGCCAGACGUGCGGAACAAACUGCAUGAAAUAACGGAGCAGACAAGGGAGCUUGUCAAGGAUACCAGCCAGGAAAUUAAGGAUCUCGCCAAACACGAUAACACCCAUGGAAAAAAAUUGGAGCAUAACAAGUUGUCCAAGGACUUUCAGAAGGUCUUGGUGGAGUUCCAGAAGGUCCAGCGGGUAUCGGCGGAAAAGCAGCGGGAGUUUGUUGAUCGCGUUCGACAGACCAACGUUCGUAAUGAUUAUGAGGAUGAGGAUGCAAGCGAGUCGGGCGACCAGCCGUUGAUAAAUGAAUCGCAGCGCCGGAUGCAAUUGAUGGUGGUCGAUAAUGAACUCGAGUACAAUGAGUCGUUAAUUGUGCAGCGCGAAGAGGAGAUCCGGGAGAUCGAGAGUGGCAUCACAGAGCUGAAUGAGAUCUUCAGGGACCUUGGAACCAUGGUCAAUGAGCAGGGCAGCAUGCUCGACUCGAUUGAGAACAAUGUUACAUCGAUUAGCAUGGUGACACAGUCUGCGUCCGAGGAAUUGACGACAGCGGCAAUUCAUCAAAGAAAUGCGCGCAAGAAGUCGUGCUAUCUGCUGUUGAUUAUCGCCGUCGUCGCCGGCAUCGUCGUCCUUGCCAUCUUAAGCUAA
This is a messenger RNA of Gamsiella multidivaricata, 768 nucleotides long. RefSeq names its product t-SNARE. Gene Ontology annotation, biological process: Golgi to vacuole transport; intracellular protein transport; vesicle fusion. Gene Ontology annotation, molecular function: SNAP receptor activity; SNARE binding. Lineage: Eukaryota; Fungi; Mortierellomycota; Mortierellomycetes; Mortierellales; Mortierellaceae. The transcript is spliced from 5 exons. Gene Ontology annotation, cellular component: SNARE complex; endomembrane system; membrane. Bases 1 to 768 code for a protein of 255 amino acids. The record is from RefSeq and is a predicted model, not a curated record.